UUUUUCAGUUUUUGAGGCGCAGCAUUUUCUCCGUUUGUCUGUUUCAUUUCCGUCAUGUUGAUGUCAUGUUGAUAUCAUGUGAUUUCGAGCCGUUUAUUUGUGUCACGUCAACUGGUGUUGCCUUAAAAUGGCUCUAAAUGUGGGUUAUUUACUCGUAUCGAUGCUGCUGAUCGGCACCUGCGGAGCCGAAUACGAACCGAAUUGGAAGUCCAUCGACUCCAGACCGCUGCCCCAGUGGUACGACCAGGCCAAGUUCGGCAUCUUCAUUCACUGGGGGGUGUUUUCUGUGCCCAGCUUCGGCAGCGAGUGGUUCUGGUGGUACUGGCAGAAGCAGAAACUAAACCCGUAUGUUGACUUCAUGCAGAAGAAUUAUCCUCCAGACUUUAAGUAUCAAGACUUUGCACCUCAAUUCACCGCUGAGUUCUUCGACGCCAAAGAAUGGACGGACAUCUUUGUCUCAUCGGGAGCAAAGUACAUCGUCCUGACUACGAAACACCACGAAGGUUUCACACUUUGGGGCUCAAAAAACUCAUGGAACUGGAACGCCGUAGACGUUGGACCAAAGAGAGACCUGGUGGGCGAGGUGGUGGACGCUCUACGCAGUUACAGCGACCUGCGUUUAGGACUCUACCACUCUUUGUUUGAGUGGUUUAACCCACUAUUUGAGCAGGACGCUGCCAAUGUUUUUACUACCAACUACUUCCCCACCACUAAAACUCUGCCUGAGCUUUACGAGCUCGUUGUCAAGUACAAACCGGAGGUGCUUUGGUCCGAUGGGGACGGAGACGCUCCUGACAAAUACUGGAACAGCACAGGUUUCUUGGCCUGGCUCUAUAAUGACAGUCCAGUACGAGACACUGUGGUGACAAAUGAUCGGUGGGGUCAGGGCUCCAUCUGCACCCACGGCGGUUAUUACACUUGCACCGAUCGCUACCAGCCAGGACACCUGCUCCAACACAAAUGGGAAAACUGCAUGACCAUCGACAGCAAGUCCUGGGGUUACAGAAGAAACGCUCCUCUCAGCGACUACCUCAGCAUCGAGGAGCUGGUGGCGACACUAGUAGAAACUGUGUCCUGCGGAGGAAACCUGCUGAUGAACAUCGGCCCGACACAUGACGGAAGAAUUGCUCCGAUCUUUGAGGAGCGUCUGAGGCAGAUGGGUCAGUGGCUGAAGGUGAACGGGGAGGCGAUUUACAAAACAACAGCGUGGCGAGCUCAGAAAGAAAGCGUCACUCCACAUGUCUGGUACACCUCCAGACCUCAGGAAAAGUCCAUCUUUGCCAUUUUGCUCGAGUGGCCGAAUAACGGAUCAGUGAUUCUGAAUGAACCGGUGGUUACACAAGGACAAACUCAGGUAGAGCUUCUCGGUCACGGGUCUCUGCAGUGGGAGCCUGUAAAGCCCAGCGGACUGCAGGUUCUGCUGCCCCAGCUGUCCUUCAGCCAGAUGCCAUGCCAGUGGGCCUGGACACUGAGGCUGACAGGUGCCACUUAAAGGAACCUAAAGAGGAACCGACAGAGCGACCCAACUCUUAUAUGUUCAAAUUACUGAACACAACUGGUAUUGUCAUGAAAUCGGUGAUAUUCUGGGAACAAAAAGGGCACAUGGUACUGUGAUUUGUACUAUGAUGAAAAAUGUCUUUUUUAAAUAAUCAUGCAGGGAAUCAAGAAUAAGCAUUUUACAUGAUUAUGAUAAAGGUUGUACAGUGUGAGUGAAAAGUCAUCUUUAAGUCUAGAAACAUCUAUGAAAACCUUGCUAUACCAUGUGUGCAUUAAACUAAUGACUAGAUGUGACAUUUAUGACCUUUGAUGUCAAAACAUCGGGGAAUAUGUUUGAGCUUUUGAUUUUUGGUACAAAAUUCUGCACUUUUGUUACUAUUUUUACAUAUUCCGUGAUUUUUAAGAAAUCUGUCGCACUGGUCAGUGUGGCUUUAGGUGAAGGAAUGUUCAACCAUAUGAACCCCAAAACCCACCAGGGGAUUUGACAGGCAUGUUAUUGCCAAAAAAAAAAAAAAAAAAAAAUCAACAAAAUUACACAAUUUAUCAGAGCCUGAAACUGUAAAAAAAAAAAAAAAAAACCACAAGCUGUUCCAUCUGGAAAAUUAACUAAAUCUAAGUUGAAAAUUGUAAUAUUUGAUCAAAAUCAUUUUAUUGUACAUAUCGAAUUAAAAAAUUCACUAGAAGAUAAACAGUUUGCAACAGAUAAGGCAAAUAAUAAAUGAAAUAAACAAAGCAUGGCUCCAAAACCGUUUACAGAGGGCCAAGCUGUCGGCCCUACUACUAAUUUUUAUAAAUUAGUAGUAAAAUAUCUCUAGUAAGUGGAGCUACUAUUUCUUCCUGUAUUGACAACACUUUGGAGUCUAAAAUCAACAUGUUCUUCAUGUUGAUUUCUGUAUUUUUCUAUUCUUGCAAAGCAAAUAAUCAAAGAAAUUAAUCUUUAGCUUGUUCUUUUUUAAUAUAAUUUAUGGCAUUAUAACGUUCUCAUACAUUUUUGAGCUCCCUCUGCUUCCACCCAUGGUUGUUCUGUUUCCAUAGAGGUGCAGGAUCUCAUCUAGCAGUGAAAAAUGAGCCAACAAUGAGGUAAACUAUUUGGGUUAUUUUUGCUUGUUUGUUUUUUUAAUCACCCAAAGUGACACCAUUUAUAAGACAUGGGAAACCAGGAAGAAUAAUUGGAUUGGAUUUAUUAUUAAAUAAAGUGUUUGUAGGAACCAGAUAGUUCUAAGACUUUUUGGCUGACCUGCAGGCUGUUUCCACUGUUGUUCUAUUUUUAUUUGUUUGUUGUUUAUUAUUUGCCUUUUUUUCUGUAAACUAUCUUUGAGUGCCCUGAAAAGUGCUAUAGAAAUAAAAUGUAUUACUAUUAUUAUUACUGGUAACACCUGUGCCCACUUGGAAAAAUAUUGCACACUUAAACUCUGGGAUUUUGCUUUUUUUUCCUAACAUAAAUAAACUUCUUUUAAUGAUUUA
Amphiprion ocellaris (clown anemonefish) is the source of this 2961-nucleotide messenger RNA. It is a transcript of the gene fuca2, whose product is annotated as alpha-L-fucosidase 2. NCBI's taxonomy places the organism in Eukaryota, Metazoa, Chordata, Actinopteri, Pomacentridae. The coding region runs from base 128 to 1492 and encodes 454 amino acids. Gene Ontology annotation, cellular component: lysosome. The transcript is spliced from 7 exons. Gene Ontology annotation, molecular function: alpha-L-fucosidase activity. Gene Ontology annotation, biological process: fucose metabolic process; glycoside catabolic process. The record is from RefSeq and is a predicted model, not a curated record.